CUCUCUCUCUCUAAGGCUGCCAUAUAAAGAAGAAUGGCGGAGGAAGGGAAAACCUGACGAGAAGCUUCAUUUUCCUCUGCAUCAAUCAACCAUUACCUCCGACUCCAGCCCACGAUCACGCACAAGAUAGCCAAUUCGAUCCAGGGUCCAACCCAGUUUUAGAGGGAUCGGGGGAAUCGAGGAGCAGGGCAGGGGCGGAUCAGGUGGGAACAUGUCGUGCUCGUCGUCGUCGGGCUCGGAGGAAGACGAUGAGGGGGUCGACUCCUACAGGAAAGGAGGCUACCACGCUGUCCGGGUAGGGGAUCCGUUCGCUGGAGGCAGGUACGUCGCCCAGAAGAAGCUGGGCUGGGGUCAGUUCUCCACGGUUUGGCUCGCGUACGACACUCAAACCUCUAAAUAUGUGGCUCUUAAAAUCCAAAAAAGUGCGGCACUGUUUGCCCAGGCAGCCCUUCACGAGAUUGAGGUAUUGUCAGCAAUUGCUGAUGGGGACCCAUCGAACUCGCGGUGUGUUGUCCAAUUGAUGGACCAUUUUAAGCAUGUUGGGCCGAAUGGGCAACAUCUAUGCAUGGUUCUCGAAUUCCUUGGGGAUAGCUUGCUUCGACUAAUAAAGUACAACCGCUAUAAAGGCCUUGAGUUGAACAAAGUACGGGAGAUUUGCAGAUGCAUUUUGGUGGGAUUGGAUUACCUGCAUAGAGAGCUCGGUAUAAUCCACACUGACCUGAAGCCUGAAAAUAUUCUUCUUGCUAACACUAUUGACCCGGCCAAGGACCCAAUAAGGUCCGGGGCCUCCCCGAUACUGGAGAGGCCCGAAGGCAACCCUUACACAGGGGUCACAAUGAGCCUCAUUGAGAAGAAGCUAAAGAGGAGGGCUCGGAGGGCCGCUGCUAAGAUAUCUGGGAGAAGGUCUUCGAUGGGAGGGGCAGCUCCGAAGCCGGAGAGGAGCAUGGAAGGGAUUGAUGUGCAGUGCAAGAUUGUCGAUUUUGGAAACACGUGCUGGGCGGAUAAGCCAGUUGCCGAGGAAAUUCAGACGAGGCAAUACAGGGCUCCCGAGGUCAUUCUGCAAUCUGGAUAUUCCUUCUCUGUGGAUAUGUGGUCAUUCGCCUGCACCGCCUUUGAGCUUGCCACUGGAGACAUGAUGUUUGCUCCAAAGGGAGGCCAGGGCUUCGGCGAGGAUGAGGAUCAUCUUGCCCUCAUGAUGGAACUCCUCGGAAAGAUACCGAGAAAGAUAGCCACUGGGGGAGCCCGGUCAAAGGAUUUCUUCGACAAGUACGGGGACCUGAAGAGGAUCCGAAGGCUUAAGUUUUGGCCGCUGGAUCAGCUCCUCAUGGACAAGUACAAGUUCUCUGAGACCGACGCCCGCGAGUUUGCAGAAUUCCUCACCCCAAUCCUUGACUUCGCGCCUGAGAAGCGGCCCACAGCCCAGCAGUGCCUACAGCACCCGUGGCUCACUAUGAGGAAACAAUCAGCCCACAACGAGACGAGCAACGAUUCCAACGUCCGAACCGUGGAGGCAAGGGUGAGAAGCCUCCAAAUUAAGGUGGGCAAGUGAAAGAACGAAGGAAAGGGGGAAGUGCACACGAUGGGCUUAUAGUUAUGGCCCCAUUUUUUUUUUUUUAUAUUUUUUUGUGCACUCCACAAUGGAAGUUUUUCUUGUGAUUUAAUUUUUGGGUUUGUAAUAUGAAAUAAAGAUUCUUUUAUUUUUAUUGGGUUUUGAUUAUUUUUGGGUGAUCUUAACACGAAGAUGUAAAGUAAUUAUUGUGCGAGGGAAUCGAACUUUGACACUAAACAGAUGCUGAUGAUAUGAUCAUAGGCUGGUCGGAGAAUUGUUUCUGGCUUCGAUUUAUGUUCA
Punica granatum (pomegranate) is the source of this 1849-nucleotide messenger RNA. NCBI's taxonomy places the organism in Eukaryota, Viridiplantae, Streptophyta, Magnoliopsida, Myrtales, Lythraceae. The record is from RefSeq and is a predicted model, not a curated record.